AUGGGGCAGAGGGGGGGUCUUAUUGCAAUUUUUCCUUCCCCAGGAAAUGGCUACAUCGAAGGCAAAGAGCUGGAAAACUUCUUGCAGGAGCUGGAAAGCGCGAGGAAGGGGGCGGGAGUGGACUCCAAGAAGGACAACUUGGGCGACAAGAUGAAGGAGUUCAUGCACAAGUACGACAAAAACGCAGACGGCAAAAUUGAGAUGGCGGAGCUGGCCCAGAUCCUGCCCACGGAGGAGAAUUUCCUGCUGUGUUUCCGCCAGCACGUGGGCUCCAGCUCGGAGUUCAUGGAGGCUUGGCGCCGGUACGACACGGACCGCAGCGGCUACAUCGAAGCCAACGAGCUGAAGGGCUUCUUAUCAGACCUGCUGAAGAAGGCGAACCGGCCCUACGACGAGCCCAAGCUGGUGGAGUACACACAGACCAUUCUGCGGAUGUUCGACAUGAACGGUGACGGGAAGCUGGGCCUCUCGGAGAUGUCCCGACUUUUGCCUGUGCAAGAAAACUUCCUCCUGAAGUUUCAGGGGAUGAAGCUGUCCUCCGAGGAGUUCAAUGCCAUCUUCGCCUUCUACGACAAGGAUGGAAGUGGCUUCAUUGAUGAGAACGAGCUGGACGCGCUUUUGAAAGACCUGUAUGAGAAGAACAAGAAAGAGAUGAACAUCCAGCAGCUCACCAACUACAGGAAGAGCAUCAUGAACCUCUCCGACGGGGGCAAGCUCUACCGCAAGGAACUGGAGAUCGUCCUCUGCAGCGAGCCCCCCGUGUAGGGGGGGGCAGUUCUCCGGGUCCCCCAGGACUCACCGUGGGGUUGGGGGGGGGGGCAAGGAGGGAC
Molecule: messenger RNA, 830 nt
Organism: Calidris pugnax (ruff)
Lineage: Eukaryota; Metazoa; Chordata; Aves; Charadriiformes; Scolopacidae
Gene: CALB2
Product: calbindin 2
Exons: 11
Coding region: 1-765 (254 amino acids)
Biological process (GO): regulation of long-term synaptic potentiation; regulation of presynaptic cytosolic calcium ion concentration
Cellular component (GO): terminal bouton; cytosol; synapse
Molecular function (GO): calcium ion binding
Source: RefSeq, a predicted model, not a curated record